This is a messenger RNA of Daucus carota subsp. sativus, 653 nucleotides long. RefSeq names its product photosynthetic NDH subunit of lumenal location 3, chloroplastic. The coding region runs from base 156 to 512 and encodes 118 amino acids. Gene Ontology annotation, cellular component: extrinsic component of membrane; photosystem II; photosystem II oxygen evolving complex. Gene Ontology annotation, biological process: photosynthetic electron transport chain; photosynthesis. Gene Ontology annotation, molecular function: calcium ion binding. NCBI's taxonomy places the organism in Eukaryota, Viridiplantae, Streptophyta, Magnoliopsida, Apiales, Apiaceae. The record is from RefSeq and is a predicted model, not a curated record. The transcript has 3 exons.
AGAAAAAACAACGACUCGGAGGAAAAGAAGGAAUUGCGAAGCCCCUACAUUGCUCAUACAUAUUUAUAAUCUUUGAUUAUGUUAAUACUCUUGACCCUUUAAUUUAGGUGUCUGGACAACCUCUGUUUUCAGGUCAAUACAAGAAAGCAACAAAGAUGGAGUUCAAGGGCAGUGCUAUUAGAAUUCGAAGUUGUGCACGUGAAUUGUUGUCCAUACGUGAUGACUUGAUGGAUGAUGAUGAAUCAUGGGAUUUCUUCAGGAGAAAUCUUGAGCUUAAAUCAACAUUCUUGUACUGUGACUUAAGCAAAGUGAUAUCGGGCGCUCCGCAUGAUCAGAAGAAAUCUCUAACCAAACUGGGAAAUAGAUUAUUUUGCUUGAUCGAAGAGUUAGAUGAUGCGGUGAAAAUACAGAGCAUCUCGCAAGCACAAAACCGAUUCAGUGACCUUGCUCUUGUGUUGGAAGAAGUGGUUGCUAUGGAUCUCAUGCCUCCACCCAUGGACUCGGAUGAUUGAAUGUUCAGGGUUAUAAACCCGUGAGCUAUGUGUAUACUGUAAACGUACUUAAGCUAUCUAGUUAGCAAAGGACAUGCAACUGUGUAACGUUUUUUAUCCUAAUUUCCGAAGCACUCUAAAAGAUUAAUACUAGUAAGAUUU